AUGUUUGCGAAGGUCCAGUUAGAAUUCUAUACCACGAGCUAUUCUCCCCGCAAGGUCUUCCAGUCCCAUUGUGUGACGCACGCCACCCAGUGCAACGAAGCGCCUCGCCUCGACGGGGGGAACCCUGUCCCCCACCAACGCAUCGCCUCGCGGUUUCUCUAUCGCAGAGCCUCGCCGCGCGCGCCCCGCCGUAUCGCGAACGCAGGGCCCUCCGCCCUCCCUCCCGGCUUCGGCGACACGCGGCAGCGAUCGCGCCUUGAAAAGCGCCCGCGCGCCGUUCCUGGGCGACACAACUCGCCCGGCCGCUUCUCGCCCGCCGCUCGCCGCUCGCCAAGCUCCUCCUCCGCUCCGCCCGAGAUGCGUCCGCUGGUCGCCCUGGCGCUGCUGGCGCUGGUGGUUGGGCUGUGCGCCGCCGCGCGCCGCUCGUCCCCGCGAAGGGCUCCACCCAACGACAUCAAGAACUGCAACGUAUACCCCGGCGAUCCAGACAGCAGCAGCAGCAGCAGUAGCAGCAGCAGCAGCAGUAGCAGCAGCAGCAGUAGCAGCAGCAGUAGUAGCAGCAGCGGCAGCGGCGAAGAUAAUGGCGGCCUGCAGAACGAGGGGAUGCCCUGCCCGGAAGUCGACGUCAGCCAGUGCCACAGCGGGAGGCUCACGCAGUGCGGGAGGUGCCAGGCGUGCCUCGUCUACUUGGAGAGGAAAGAGCGUUGCAAGUUCCCGUAUCCCACCAACGCCAAAUGCGGGCCACAGUUCGUGUGCUACACCCGAGGCACCUGCGAUUACCCCGUCUGAGGAGGACCCCACACCGCUGGUUCCACUCCGCCUGUUCACCUCUCAGGGACCAGGAAGCGUCCGGAACGAUCUGAACGAGACAAGUGACACUCUUUGGUUGUGAACUAUUAAACAGUUAUGUUAAAAAAUUCCAUAUGCGAGCUUAAGUUGAUUUUCUUUUCUUGACACUUAGUGUAAUAGAACGUUAAAAUACACUCAUUUGAAUUGUGAUAUUUAUUUUGUAUUAAGUGUAUUUCCUCUUCCAAUUUAUUAGUUUCAUAUAAUCUGAAAUCGCAUAAAUAUAAGAAUAUCUUACAUUUUUAAGUUUGCUAACAUGAUUUUUAUACAGUGAAAUAUUAGUAUGUUCGAACUCUAAACUUUUCCAUAACCUGAGUUUUAAGAUCUAACAGCUUUUUUUCUUUUAUUGGUGACUUAAUCAUAAAAAUGUGAUCACGGUAAUAUACAAUUAUAUUAUUUUAUUUUGUCAAUGAAAUGGUUGAGUAUACGACAAUUUCGAGAAAAAAACAUCUGUUUACUUCUAAAUGAUAUUUAUAUAUCUCUUUCUGUUUCGAAAUUCAAUCAGCAUUUUUAUUUUAUUACAAAAUACUUUUCACUGCAAUUUAAUUGAAAAAUAUAUGGUAAAAAGUAAUUAUCAGCAUCAUAAGCGUAACAAUUCGUUAGGACUCGUUGAUAAAGUUUUAAAGGAAUUUUAUGAUUGACACGGGGUGUCGCCUCCCCUUAGCCGACGGUCUCAGUUUUCGUGAUCGCUGAUGUAGCCUCUUGAUGGCGGCUUCUCAGUUUUUACACGCGAAACUCAGCGCAUCUCUUUCUAGUCUUAAAGCUAAAUUGAAUAUCCCGCCCUGGAACCAGGCCUCAGAAUCCCAGAUACGGAGCUCUAGAUUGCCUACACUUAGAAAAUUAGCUUUUUUUAAUGUGUGUUUUUUAUUAUAAUAAGAUCUGGAUAUUUGUUUCGAAAAAUAAUGACAAUCAAGGGAAAACGCUAAAUGUAUAAAGAACUUAUUGGGAGAAAUAAUUAGUUUAGUAACUAUUUCAUAAAUGAGUAACAUAUUUCGCAUUUUGUAGUUUGAAAGAAAAUGUUCAUGGUCUUGUGGGAAAAUGUAAUUCAAUUAAUUAGUUCAGUAAUUUAAAUUCAGAGCGAAAAUAACAUAACUCACUUUUAGGAAACGCCCCUAUAAGAAUAGUUCCACUGUUCAGUCACUCACCUGAAACAAAAGAAGAACAAUAAAUUUACAAUCAUGAAUGAUGUAAAAAUUUUCUUAGUCUUAAUCUAUUUGUAGGUAAUAACUAUACACGUUUUCCAUGUUUAAUUAAUGAGUGCUACAUUCUACAUACAAAUAUUUAAAAUCUGAAAAGAAAUUAUAUUAAAUAACAAUUAUUCUCAAGUUUUAUAUGUUCAUUUCACCAAGAUACCUUCGCAAAACCACGAAAAUGAAUGUUAUUAGAAUCACUCUUAUCCAAGAUAAAAUCAGAAACGAUUCAUUUCGUAAAUUUCCAAAUCACAUCCCCAUGUUUUUAUACUUUACAGUGUACACCGCCAAUAUGAAUAUGAAAGUAUUAUUUUGCUGUCAUGAAAUCUGUGGCAGAGUAUUUUCUCUAAAUUCAUAUUUUUUUACCUCUUUACACUUUUAUAUCACUACAUCUACUAUAACUUUACAAAAACAUAAACCUAUUUGCCUAGCAGAUACCUAUUUGCCUAGGUCUUUAUCACCUUUCGCGGGAGAUGAGGUUAGUGAUAUGGCAAUAAUAAAAGAUGAUCUUUGGGUGAUAAGUACGUAUAAAUAAUGAUUGAGCAAAGCUGAAAUGAAAGGAUCGAACCUAAACUAACCUCGUAAAAAUAUUUCGCAAACACUUUUUGUUCAUCAAUUCUAUUGGUUCGGAUGAGAAUGGUCCGAAUGCGGGCAGGCUAACAACACCAUGAGGCGCCUCAAUGUUUAGCAAUGAUUUUUAAAAAUUAAUAACAAGCAAUACAGAAAAGUACAUCAGAAUUAAAAUAUGUUAUCUUUGUACGAAAGUAGAUCAUCGCAUUAAUAUUCAUUACACUCAUUACAAGUUCAUAUGCAGGGGCUAUUUAAUAGGGAAAUUUAUUUUCAAGAACAAAGUAAAGGCAAUUAAAUGUUUGAUGAACUUCGAUGAAAACAUUUCCCAUUAUUUCUUUUAUUAGAGCCCCAGUAAAGUGCGGGAAGUAGAUAAUUACACUUCAUAUAAAAUAGAAGCGUCGUAUGAAAAGUAAAGAAAUAAGUUACUUUACAAUGUUAUAUCUUUAAUGUAGACGUUUGAAGAGAACUUACUCGCUCCAAGAACCUACGCAGUUCUUGUCUACUUUUCCGCUCUCAGGUAAUUAACAAUAUUCGAAAAGAUAUUAUUUGUUCUUCUUUUUCUUUAUAAGUAUUGAAUUUGCUUACUUUAUCAUUGGUAUCAAGAAGUGAGUGAAAAGAUGUAUACGCACACUGGUGCAUUUGCGAUACAGAGCAGUAUAACAACUGUCUUCAUUGGAAUUCUAGAGACAAAGAUCAGAGUUGUGUGGUAAAUACUCAGCAAUAAGUAUCACAUAUUUCUCAAAGAUUUUCUCAAAGACAUCGUAACAGCAAGCAAUAAAAUUAAU
Messenger RNA from Gryllus bimaculatus (two-spotted cricket), 3391 nucleotides. The record is from the annotation of a GenBank genome assembly. NCBI's taxonomy places the organism in Eukaryota, Metazoa, Arthropoda, Insecta, Orthoptera, Gryllidae.